AAAAGCUCGCUGGUGCUGUGUACUUGCGGAUGAUGCAGGUCUUGUGGUUGCCAAUAAGGUUUUAUGCUGCUGAUCUAGUUGUGGUGCGUCGUGCGGAUCAUACUCGUCCUGCGGCUCAAAUUCAGACAUAUGGUGGGACUCGUGCAGCUCGUAGCCACCACCAUGAUGACUAGACAUCGUUUAUUAGUGUUCGUAAGAGCAUCACAUCUGUCCCUGGGGGCCUCGUAGGCUUUAAAGGUGAGAAUCAGACCGCGAGUGGGACCUCACACAUUGGAGGCUUUAACUAGUCAUGCUCUGGCGUUGUAAAGCCAAUUACCACAAGAGUCUGAAGCGAUACGAUUUGGGGGCCAGAGAUAUUUAUAGGCCAGGCAGCUUACACCCAGGAUAAAGGACCGAGAAACGAUAUCGAUGCUGAACCAUUGUGGGAACGUCAACGUGUUCCAGCCGGCAAUUACUAAACUGCAUUCUCAGAUAUGCCGACCUCAACAAUGCCAGCGUGAAGAAGUUGAGACAUCGUUUAAGGCGCCAAGAAGAGUAGAGACCAAGAAACGUGACCGCGCGCAACUGUUCUCAUAUGUAAUUCUAGUACCGACGCGCAUUUCUCAGUCCAAUACAAGUCCGACCCGAGCCGCAAUCCUCCCUUUGCCGUGUCUAAACAGUAUAUCUCACUCUGUCUCCCCUAUUCCCCUCUUAACUCCCAGCUCAAGUAUAUCUCCUCGCGCCAUACCCACCACUCCCUCCCUCCACGCACCCUCCCAAUCUCACGACUUUUCCCGCCUCGCAACUUCCACCACCACAAUGCCCACAAUCCGCAUCCUCGACCCCAACACCGCCCUCCCCCCCUCAACCCUCCCCGAAGUACUCUUCCUCCCACGCAUCCUGCGCGCACUCCCAGGCGAUAUCCGCACAACAACCACAAGACAUCCCACGUCCACAAAGAUCCUUCUAUAUACUACCGGGUUCAUAUGCCUGGCGUUCUUCGGCUACUGGUUCUGGAUAUACCUCGCGUUUGGCGGCUCGGGCAGCUGGUGGGAUCUAGUGCUUCUUGGGGUGUAUCUGGCGUUGCUGGGGAGGUGGGCGUGGGGACUAUGUUGUGCGGUCAGGAAUGAGUCGGUGGAUAGAGGGGUUGUGCUGGGGGACGUUUGAGGGGUGGGGCGUGCUUAUCCAUUGCGAAAGACAUUGAGUGGGUGUGCGUGGACGGAGAGCCGCUGACGCGGCUGCGAGGGUUGAAGAGUAAGCCCGGCUCUUAGUCAUUACUGGAUGCUGUGGGAGUCGGCGCUCCACGUACGCAUUGACGGUUUUUGGAUGCUGGAGGUGCUUUUGAUGACGGCUGGUAUCGAUCAAAGUACCUGCUGAGGCUAAGAGGGAGAUGACGGCUUUUAGCUUGAUCACGCUGCUAAAUCGAUUGUUCGACGAGGAUGAGCCGCAAUUGAAACACGGGAAGAUGUAAGAGGCGUUGUGUUCACA
This is a messenger RNA of Pseudovirgaria hyperparasitica, 1467 nucleotides long. RefSeq lists its product as uncharacterized. The coding region runs from base 409 to 1146 and encodes 245 amino acids. Lineage: Eukaryota; Fungi; Ascomycota; Dothideomycetes; Acrospermales; Acrospermaceae. The record is from RefSeq and is a predicted model, not a curated record. The transcript has a single exon.